Acanthochromis polyacanthus (spiny chromis) is the source of this 755-nucleotide messenger RNA. RefSeq names its product calglandulin. NCBI's taxonomy places the organism in Eukaryota, Metazoa, Chordata, Actinopteri, Pomacentridae. Gene Ontology annotation, cellular component: myosin II complex. Gene Ontology annotation, molecular function: calcium ion binding. The record is from RefSeq and is a predicted model, not a curated record. The transcript has 5 exons. Bases 1 to 594 code for a protein of 197 amino acids.
AUGGGCGCGGUAACCCUGCAGUCGGCGCUGGGAAACCCCACGCUGCAGCAGCAAAGAUGGGAAGAACCUUCGUUUGGAAAUAAUGCAACUCCAAAAACAACCCCCCUUAACCGUUUCAUUUCCUUCCAGGCCAGCAAGUUGACACAAGAACAGAUCACAGAGUACAAAGGAGUUUUUGAGAUGUUUGAUGAGGAGGGAAAUGGCGAAGUGAAGACACAGGAGCUGGAGAGACUAAUGAGUUUAAUGGGAAUCAAUCCUACCAAGAGGGAGCUCAGCCAGAUGGCCAAAGACGUGGACAAAAAUGGUAAAGGGAUAUUUAACUGUGAGAGCUUCCUGGGUCUAAUGGCACUGUACCACGAAAGAACCAAGAACCAGGAUGCUGAGCUCAGAGCCGCUUUUAAGGUGUUUGAUAAAGAGGCUAAGGGAUAUAUUGACUGGAACACACUCAAGUACGUACUGAUGAAUGCAGGCGAACCCCUUAAUGAGAUCGAGGCCGAGCAGAUGAUGAAAGAGGCAGAUAGAGAUGGAGAUGGAACUAUUGAUUAUGAAGAAUUUGUGGCAAUGAUGACUGGGGACUUGUUCAAAAUGAGCUAAAGACUCCAUGAAGAAAAAUGCUCUCACUUGAAACUAUGUUUAUAUUCUGCUGCUGUUACAAGCAUAGUGUGUUAACCUGAGAUCUGUCCAAACAUGUCUUUGCAAUUUCUGAAUUAUUGUGUAAAUCUUUCACAUUAAUAAAAAAAAACUUGACAAGUAAA